Messenger RNA from Rhizoctonia solani, 402 nucleotides. RefSeq lists its product as uncharacterized. The record is from RefSeq and is a predicted model, not a curated record. Lineage: Eukaryota; Fungi; Basidiomycota; Agaricomycetes; Cantharellales; Ceratobasidiaceae. The coding region runs from base 1 to 402 and encodes 133 amino acids. The transcript has 2 exons.
AUGUCACUACUUUCAACUAAAGGCUAUGGAGGAUGGACUAUCAAGAUGAACCAUGUGGAGUUGGCCAAUGACUAUGAGCCGCAGACAUUGGCUGGGGCAGCUGAGCAGAAUCCUCCCAAUACUAUGGAGGUGGAUCCCCCAUUGGCUACACUUGUUGCAGGUGCCAAAGAGACUGCUGUGGGUGCAUCCAGUCACAAGCUCCCUACUGCCUCAGCUCUGGCGGACAAACCUGCUUUGAGGCAGGUGACAGGCAAUGGUCCCCCAAGGAUGUUUGCGCCCCCUCUCCCAGCCGGUCCUUCUGCUUGCAGGCAAUAUACAAGGGCUGGUCUCACUGUUCCCUGUAAGCUGACUGAGGCUUGUAUUCAAGACUUGGCACGUGGAUAUACCGUUGAGCCCCAGUAG